AUGUUGCUUAAAGUUUGUGUUUCUUUUUCUUUUAUUGGCAGGUAUUUAAUUAGUCAAGGAGCACAUGUAGGGGCUGUAAAUAGUGAAGGAGACACUCCAUUAGAUAUUGCUGAAGAAGAGGCAAUGGAAGAGCUGCUUCAGAAUGAAGUAAAUAAACAAGGGGUUGAUAUAGAGGCAGCUCGAAAAGAAGAAGAACGAAUAAUGCUAAGGGAUGCAAGACAGUGGCUCAACAGCGGCCAUAUAAACGAUGUCAGACAUGCAAAGUCUGGUGGUACAGCACUUCAUGUAGCUGCUGCUAAGGGCUAUACAGAAGUCUUAAAGCUUUUAAUACAGGCGCGCUACGAUGUAAAUAUUAAAGAUUAUGAUGGCUGGACACCACUUCAUGCUGCUGCUCACUGGGGUAAAGAAGAAGCAUGUCGCAUUUUAGUGGAAAACCUAUGUGAUAUGGAGGCUGUCAACAAAGUGGGGCAGACAGCGUUUGAUGUGGCAGAUGAAGAUAUUCUAGGAUAUUUAGAAGAAUUGCAAAAGAAACAGAAUCUGCUUCAUAGUGAAAAACGGGAAAAGAAAUCUCCCCUAAUUGAAUCCACAGCCAACAUGGAUAAUAAUCAGACACAGAGAACAUUCAAAAAUAAGGAGACAUUGAUUAUGGAGCAAGAAAAGAAUGCAUCUAGUAUAGAGUCUCUGGAGCAAGAGAAAGCAGAUGAGGAAGAAGAAGGGAAAAAGGAUGAAUCCAGUUGUUCUAGUGAAGAGGAAGAGGAUGAUGACUCAGAAUCCGAAGCGGAGACAGAUAAGACCAAAACCUUGGCAGCUGUAACUAAUAAUGCAAAUACCACAAGUACGCAAUCCGCAUCGGCAGCUGUGACAGCGCCUUCAGUAGGCGGUGGCCAAGGGGCACCUACAUCACCUGUUAAGAAGUUUCCAACAUCGACAACCAAGGUUUCUCCCAAAGAAGAAGAGAGGAAAGAUGAAUCUCCUGCUUCGUGGAGGUUAGGUCUUAGAAAAACUGGUAGUUAUGGUGCGCUUGCAGAGAUUACUGCUUCCAAAGAAGCUCAGAAAGAAAAGGACUCUGCAGGUGUCAUGCGUUCUGCUUCAAGUCCUAGACUUUCCUCUUCAUUGGACAACAAAGAAAAGGAGAAAGAUGGAAAAGGAACUAGACUUGCGUAUGUUGCACCUACAAUACCAAGACGACUGGCCAGUACCUCUGACAUUGAUGAAAAAGAAAACAGGGACUCAUCUGCUAGCUCAAUACGUGGUGGCAGUUCCUACACCAGGAGAAAAUGGGAGGAAGAUGUCAAGAAAAACAGUUUGAAUGAAGGUCCUACAUCAUUAAACACAAGCUAUCAGAGAAGUGGCUCCUUUGGUAGAAGACAGGAUGAUUUGAUUAGUUCUAAUGUUCCAAGUACUGCAUCAACAGUUACCUCUUCUGCUGGUCUCCAGAAAACACUGCCUGCCAGCGCAAACACUACUACAAAGAGUACAACGGGUUCUACUUCAGCAGGUGUACAAAGCAGUACCUCAAAUCGUUUGUGGGCUGAGGAUAGUACUGAGAAAGAAAAGGACAGUGUUCCUACAGCAGUGACCGUUCCUGUUGCACCAUCUGUUGUAAAUGCCACAGCCACUACCACAGCCAUGACUACAGCUACUUCUGGCACUGUGUCCUCAACAUCAGAGGUCAGGGAGAGACGGAGAUCAUACCUCACUCCAGUACGGGAUGAAGAGUCAGAGUCCCAAAGAAAAGCUAGAUCCAGGCAAGCAAGACAGUCGAGAAGAUCUACGCAGGGUGUGACACUGACAGAUCUUCAAGAAGCUGAAAAAACUAUAGGAAGAAGUCGUCCCACGCGAACCAGAGAACAGGAAAAUGAAGAAAAAGAAAAAGAAGAGAAAGAAAAGCAAGACAAAGAAAAACAAGAAGAAAAGAAAGAAUCUGAAACUAAAGAUGAUGAUUAUAGACAAAGAUAUUCCCGAACUGUUGAAGAGCCAUAUCAUCGCUAUAGACCAACUUCAACUUCAACUUCCUCCUCCUCCACCUCUUCGCUCUCCACCUCCACUAGCUCCCUUUCAACUUCAAGUCAACUAAACAGACCAAACAGCCUUAUAGGUAUAACUUCUGCCUAUUCUCGGAGUGGAACAAAGGAAAGUGAGAGAGAAGGAGGCAAGAAAGAAGAUGAAAAGGAGGAAGAUAAGUCGCAGACAAAGUCUAUAAGAGAAAGACGGCGACCAAGAGAAAAACGACGAUCUACAGGAGUUUCUUUUUGGACUCAAGAUAGUGAUGAAAAUGAGCAGGAACACCAGUCAGAUUCAGAAGAAGGAACAAAUAAGAAAGAAACUCAGAGUGAUAGCCUUUCAAGAUACGAUACGGGAUCCCUCAGCGUGUCUUCGGGUGAUCGCUACGACUCAGCGCAGGGGCGAUCGGGGUCACAGAGUUACCUUGAAGAUCGAAAACCGUACUGCAGUAGACUAGAAAAAGAAGAUAGCACUGAUUUUAAGAAGCUUUAUGAACAGAUUCUAGCUGAAAAUGAAAAACUGAAAGCACAGUUACAUGAUACCAACAUGGAACUUACAGAUCUUAAGCUACAGUUGGAGAAGACCACUCAGAGACAAGAAAGAUUUGCUGACAGAUCACUCUUGGAAAUGGAGAAAAGG
Mesitornis unicolor (brown roatelo) is the source of this 2643-nucleotide messenger RNA. RefSeq names its product protein phosphatase 1, regulatory subunit 12A (gene PPP1R12A). Gene Ontology annotation, molecular function: protein kinase binding; phosphatase regulator activity; enzyme inhibitor activity. The record is from RefSeq and is a predicted model, not a curated record. Lineage: Eukaryota; Metazoa; Chordata; Aves; Mesitornithiformes; Mesitornithidae. Gene Ontology annotation, biological process: signal transduction. The annotation marks the transcript as partial. The transcript has 21 exons. Gene Ontology annotation, cellular component: Z disc; A band; cytoplasm.